UGUGUCGACUUGUCUCUACCGGAAGCUUGAUGGACUCCCAGUCACAUCACCAACGCCCAUAAAGCGGCCACAUACAGGAAAUGCACCAAGCGUCCGAGAGAACGAUAUACUUAUUCCGUUUCGACCGGUCCAUCUUCGCUGCAGUGGUUAUUUGUACAACAUUUUGAGUUUUUAUUUUUUUUAGCCGCUGUGUCGCUGCAUGACAAUUAAGCUAGCCCCGCGUCGCAGUACUGUACGUUGAUCACUUCAACAGUCUUAACUCCCUUGUUAUCAGAAAAAUGGCAACCCAGAUCGAUAAAGAGGGUUGCCGGGAGGCUUACAACCAAGUAAGAGACGACAAUACGGACACAAACUGGGCUGUGUUUAAAUACCAAGGCUCCAUGAUCGUGCCUGCAGAGCAAGGGACGGACUAUGAGGACUUCAAGAAGAUGUGCACUGAUGAUGCUCGUCUGUUUUGCUUCCUGCGGAUCAUGACGGGUGACGCAAUGAGCAAACGAGCCAAGUUCACCCUCAUCACCUGGAUUGGAGAGAGUAUCAGUGGGCUGCAGCGUGCCAAAAUCAGCACCGACAAAGCGCUGGUAAAAGAGAUUGUGCAGAACUUUGCCAAGGAGUUCAUGAUCAGCGAUCUGAAGGAAGUGGAUGAGGACUACAUUCGCACGGAGCUGAAGAAGGCAGGCGGAGCCAACUAUGAUGCCCAAGCCGAGUAGAGAAGUGCCACAAUUCAGAACAAAAAAGAAAUGGGAGGUUUGGAAGAAGAAUAGGUGGUAUUGGAGGUGUUUGCUGACAACAUACACAAAACAUAGACUGAACAUCCUUUUAAAACAAGAACCCCAAAAUGAGCCUGACGGGGCAAGACCUUAACAGUAUGAGGGACACGUGGAUUCACGCUCGCUAUAACGUGAACUAAACCUGCUCUUUACAUGCUUCGACAUACUUCAAACAUGAACUAUGGAAGCCAUCAAAACCCAUCAAUACAUCCAUUUUCUACCGCUUGUCCCUUUCGGGGUGCCAUCAAAACCAACAUUUGUUAACUUCUAGAAAACCUUAUUAGUUUACCUGAAACGUAUAGAGUCUCUACAGUUGACACUGUUUAUUUAUGUUGACAAACUCAUCAAGUCCUGGUCUGAAGUCUUCUCUUCUUAGUCUUUUCAUUCCGCUUUUGUGGACCUAAAAUGUGAUCCUGUUUAUGUCAACGUGUGUUGUAGUAUUGUUGACUUAAUUAUAACCGCAAAAUCAGAUUAAUGGAUCUGCUACUUGCCUUCAAAGCUUUGGCAUUGAACUUAAGGUUCCUUGUUUUGUUCUUCUUUCAUUCCUCUUUUUGCAACUAUCCAUCCAUUUUCUACCACUUGUCCCUCUCGGGGGUGGCUGUAGCCUAUCCCAACUGCAUCCGGACAGAAGGCGGGGUACACCCUGGACAAGUCGCCACCUCAUCGCAGGGACAACACAGGCAACAUUCACACCCGGUUAUGUUGACAUGAGUCAACUAAUCGGAGGAAUGUUGAUUUAAAAUAGAUUCCACUGGACUACGAAUUGGUUUAAACGACGCCGUACGCUGCAGACUAGCAACAAAGGAUUGAAUUGUGUCUUGAUCAAGGUUUCAUUUCUUGUUUAGAUGACAACUUUCCACAAAAAUGUCAAAGAUGCUAACUUUACAUAAAUAUGCUAACCUUACAAGAAGAUGCUAAGCUUAGAUAAAAAUGCUAACCUUAGGUACUAUAGCGGCAAUGAGAAUAUCCAUCCAUCCAUUUUCGACCGCUUGUCCUUCUCGGGGUCGUGGGGGUGCUGGAGCCUAUCCCAGCUGCAUUCGGACAGAAGGCGGGGUACACCCUGGACAAGUCUCCCCCUCAUCACAGGGCCAACACAGACAACAUUCACACAUUAGGGCCAAUUUAGUGUUGUCAAUCUACCUAUCCCCAGAUGCAUGUAUUUGGAGAAGCCGGAGUACCCAAAGGGAACCCACCCAGCCUUGGGAAGAACAUGCAAACUCCACACAGAAAGACCACGAGUCCAGGAAUCGAACCGAGGACCUUCUUAUUGUGAGGCACCGGCACUAACCUCUGUUUCACCAUGCUGCCCUGCAAUGAGAACAAGGAAGACAUAUUUAUUAGUUUACAUGACUCGUUCUAUUUCAACACCACGAAAAGAAAAAGCACAGAAAAGACACUGAUAAUCAACUUCCUGAAUCUCGUUUAGUCUUUCAAAAACACCUAAAAGGUCAUUGUUUCCUGUUACUCUUGCUCAACUCUCCACUGAACAAUCAUGAGUUUUGACAUAAUCAACAAAAUAAACAUACUGCACUUGUUUAAGCUUAAAAUGUAUUGGCAUAGGAAAAAUAAAUCAGAUGUGGUGCAUCUAUGUUGCUAUGGUAACUGCUACUCAAUUCAUGUGCAUGUUAUAUAUCCAUGUAACACGAAGAACGUCAGCUAAAAGCUCAAACAUUACAAAGCACAGAUGCGUGAUUAUAAAAACAGGCAAACGAAGCCAACAUUUAGCUCGUCCACCAGUACAAGUAUCGUUCUUCCGCUGCUAAAAUGUCUUCUUUUAUCCAGCAGCAAACACACCAAAGUAUUGACUUUCACAUCAACAUCAUCAUGCACACUAAAACAUGUUUGAUGGGUUUUUUUAAUAAACCUUUCAUGUGCUGAAUGUGUACUGUUCAUUGUCACAUCCCAGCUGCACAGUGAAGUUAAUAACGCACAGAAAUUCAUCAUGUAAUAAAAUGAAAGCUACCAUACACAGAACAAUAUUUGUAUCAGUCUGAUGGUCGCCCUCUUGCUUUGUGAGUGCCUCCGACUACUAUGUCAUCUCUAUGGAGUCAAAAAUCACAUCAUUGCUUCUCAAGUUUUGUUUUUGUAGAUCUUUUUUUCUUUUUAAUUAUUUUAUACUUGCAAGUUUCAUAUGUGCUCCCAAUAAACCACAAUAAGACUGAAACUUAUAGACGGCCAGUAUUUCCCAUAUUGAUGAUAUUGAUGCAUUUAAUGUUGAUUUGUUGAUGAUGAUGAUGAUUGUCCGACUAAAAGACAAUAUUAUGACAAGACAUUUAUACACGAUUAUUCCCUUUGACUGCACAAGAAAUAAAGUUGUGCAAAAUAAGUCAAGAAAAGCAAAAACUACAAAAUCCUUUGUUUUGUCCUUAAAUUCCUCCCUCCUGUGCCUCAAAGAACAUUCCCUGAAUUUGUAAUCAAUAGAACAACAAAACGGCGUCAACACAAAGCGGGGAACUUAGAAAAAUAUGUAUCACCAUUCUGGUAUCAAUCUAAUACUGAUACUUCCCCUUGGUAUCGAUGCAGUUGCUAUUUGAACCAAUCUGUCCACCCAUACAUUUUUAGUGUGGAUAAAUAAUAUUGUAGAAAGACACAAUUAGGACAGUUCCUUUUUCAUUGAGCAGCAGCGGUUUUAGAUCAUUUGUAAAGGGGGAAAACAAUGAAAGGUUACAUAUUUGACUGCCUUACCAUGCAGAGACAAAUGGUGGCGCUUGUUGCCAGCACACUGUGAUAGGUGACCCCUCACAAAGGUUUUAAACCUAUGAUGGCGUCUUUCACUUGUAGCAUCUCUCUUUGCUUCCUUGAUUUCUCGCUUCAUCCUUGCCAUCUUUGGCAUUGGUGGAAAAUCAAAAUGUGAAUGGACUCAAAAGUCAGUCAUUGCAAAAUAAAAUGGAUGUUUUUUCCCUGAAACGUA
Molecule: messenger RNA, 3678 nt
Organism: Nerophis lumbriciformis (worm pipefish)
Lineage: Eukaryota; Metazoa; Chordata; Actinopteri; Syngnathiformes; Syngnathidae
Gene: cotl1
Product: coactosin-like F-actin binding protein 1
Biological process (GO): regulation of actin filament polymerization
Cellular component (GO): actin filament; cortical actin cytoskeleton; site of polarized growth
Molecular function (GO): actin filament binding
Source: RefSeq, a predicted model, not a curated record